Diceros bicornis minor is the source of this 3717-nucleotide messenger RNA. It is a transcript of the gene PDZD7, whose product is annotated as PDZ domain containing 7. Gene Ontology annotation, cellular component: plasma membrane; cilium; stereocilium tip. NCBI's taxonomy places the organism in Eukaryota, Metazoa, Chordata, Mammalia, Perissodactyla, Rhinocerotidae. The record is from RefSeq and is a predicted model, not a curated record. Gene Ontology annotation, biological process: sensory perception of sound; auditory receptor cell stereocilium organization. Gene Ontology annotation, molecular function: protein binding.
GGCCGGCGGCUGCCGCACACGCGAGCAGGCCUGGAGCACACACUCCCAAGAGGCAGCGGAGGUGGAGGGCUUCGGGUCACUGAGACCCCAGUGCCGCACAGAAGGCUCAUGGAGCUCGGAGCACGCCGGGCCUUCCUCUUGAGAGCUAGCAGGUUCCUUCUGGACCUGUAGGGCGCCAUCCCAGUCUAGCCACCAUGGCGCGCGGUUUUGCAGUAGGCUUCGACCCCCUGGGCCUCGGAGACCUAAGCUCUGGCUCUCUGAGCUCCCUCUCCUCCCGAGGCCACCUGGGCAGCGACUCGGGCUCCGCAACGCGAUACCUGCUGAGGAAGAAGCGGCGGCUGCUUAAUGGGCCCCCCCGUGGAAUCCGAGCCUCAUCGCCCAUGGGCAGAGUCAUCCUCAUCAACUCCCCCAUCGAAGCCAACAGUGAUGAGAGCGACAUCAUCCAUGCAGUCCGGGUGGAGAAGAGUCCAGCAGGGAGGCUGGGGUUCAGUGUGCGGGGCGGCUCUGAGCAUGGCCUGGGUAUCUUCGUCAGCAAGGUGGAGGAGGGGAGCAGUGCAGAGCGGGCUGGCCUGUGCGUGGGAGACAAGAUCACGGAGGUGAAUGGGCUGAGCUUGGAGAGCACCACCAUGGGCAGCGCGGUGAAGGUGCUGACGGGCAGCAGCCGGCUCCACAUGAUGGUGAGGCGCAUGGGCCGCGUGCCGGGCAUCAAAUUCUCCAAGGAGAAGACCACAUGGGUGGAUGUGGUGAACCGGCGGCUGGUAGUGGAGAAGUGCAGUUCGGCGCCGUCGGAUAGCAGCUCAGAGGAUGGCGCGCGACGCAUCGUCCACCUGUACACAACCUCGGACGACUUCUGCCUGGGCUUCAACAUCCGCGGGGGCAAGGAGUUUGGCCUGGGCAUCUAUGUGUCCAAAGUGGACCAUGGCGGGCUGGCUGAGGAGAACGGCAUCAAGGUCGGGGACCAGGUCCUGGCGGCCAACGGUGUCAGGUUCGACGACAUCAGCCACAGCCAGGCCGUGGAGGUGCUGAAGGGCCAAACACACAUCAUGUUGACCGUCAAGGAGACUGGCCGGUACCCUGCCUACAAAGAGAUGGUUUCUGAGUACUGUUGGCUGGACCGCCUGAGCAACGGGGUGCUGCAGCAGCUGUCCCCGGCCUCUGAGAGCAGCUCCAGCGUCUCUUCAUACGCCUCCAGUGCCCCCUACAGCUCAGCUGAGGGCUCGGGCUCCCUGCCCUCAGACUGCAUGGAUGUCUGUCUGGGGCCUGAGGACCCGGGCGGCCGGGGCCCAGGCUGGGGCCGGGCAGACACAGCUAUGCAGACAGAGCCCGACAUGGGGGGCCACGUGGAGACCUGGUGCAGUGUGCGGCCCACCGUCAUCCUCAGGGACACUGCCAUCCGCUCUGACGGACCCCUGCCCACCCGCCGCCUUGAUUCUGCACUCUCUGAGUCCCCCAAGACUGCUCUGCUGCUGGCCCUCAGCCGACCCCGGCCCCCUAUCACACGAUCCCAGAGCCACCUGACCUUGUGGGAAGAGAAGAAGCAAUGGAAGAAGAAGUCAGUGUCCCCUGGGGAGAAGGGGGCCCUGCAGCGCUCCAAGACACUGAUGAACCUCUUCUUCAAGGGAGGGUGGCAGGGGCGGCUGGCAGGGGACGGGCGCAGAGAGGCCUGGACGCUGGACAGAGGGAGCCCGGCCAAGCCCCGCCCUCGCCUGGACAUGCAGAAAGCAGUGGGAGUGGGGCCCGUACAGAAGUUUGUCACCUGCAGACUGAGACGCGACCAGGAGAGGGGCCGGACCCUGCUCUCUGCCAGGUCUGGGAGCCCCUCCAGCCAGCUGCCCAAUGUGGAUGAACAGGUGCAGGCCUGGGAGAGCCGACGACCCCUUAUCCAGGACCUGGCCCGGAGGCUGCUGACUGAUGACGAGGUGCUGGCAGUCACCCGCCACUGCUCCCGGUAUGUGCAUGAGGGCGGUGUGGAGGAUCUGGUGAGGCCCCUGCUGGCCAUUCUCGACAGGCCCGCGAAGCUGCUACUGCUGAGGGACAUCAGGAGUGUGGUGGCCCCCACGGACCUGGGCCGCUUCGACAGCAUGGUGAUGCCCGUGGAGCUGGAGGCUUUUGAGGCCCUCAAGAGCCAGGCAGUACGGCCUCCUGCCUUGAGACCAGCCCAGCAGGACACACCGCCCAGGCGUCAACUCAUCACGCCUGUGCCUGACAGCCGUGGAGGCUUCUACCUGCUGCCUGUGAAUGGCUAUUCUGAGGAGGAAGAUGACAGGGAGCUGAGGGAGCGGCUGGGGGGCCUCCAGGUCUCCCUGGGUGCCUAUGCCCCCCGCCACCCUCAUAAAGGAAUCACCCCGCUCCAAGACGUGCCAGUAGAUGCCUUCGCCCCACGCCGAAGCACCUGCACACCUCCUCCCCAGCCACCCCCUGUGGCUCCCCGGCCCCCGAGGCCUAACUGGAUGCUGACAGAACCCCAGACCCAAGAGGACCCUCGACAGAGCAAGAGCCAGGGCCCAGCCCAGAACCGCAGCCGCAGCCGCAGCCGCAGCCGGGGCCAAGGCAAGGCCCCAGGACGCAGGUGUUCCCCAUCCCCGGCACCUAGCCCCACCCCUAGCACAGCCAACGGGCGCUACCACAAGCCUCGAAAGGCCAGGCCCCCUCUGCCACGACCUCUGGAUGGGCAGGCAGCCAAGGUGGGGGGUAGUGGAAGCCCCUCUGAGAAUGGAACUGGCUGGACAGCCGAGGAGGCAGCCACGAAGGCCCCUAGUGGGGAGCUGAAGACAGUCACGCUGUCCAAGAUGAAGCAAUCCUUGGGCAUCAGCAUUUCUGGGGGCAUUGAGUCCAAGCUGCAACCCAUGGUGAAGAUAGAAAAGAUCUUCCCUGGGGGGGCGGCCUUCCUCAGUGGGACCCUUCAGGCUGGCUUUGAGCUUGUGGCAGUGGAUGGAGAGAGCCUGGAGCAGGUGACCCACCAGCGAGCAGUGGACACCAUCCGUCGUGCUUAUCGAAACAAGGCUCGGGAACCCAUGGAGCUUGUGGUCAGGGUCCCUGGGCCUGGCCCACUACCCUUACCCUCCGACUCGUCUGCCCUUACUGAUCAGCGCCUUCCUGCUGACCAUUCCCCUGCCUACUGACCCCUUGAUGGUUCUGCAGUUCCCUCCCACUCCCUCCCACCUCCCAUUAAUGGUCUUCCCAGCAAGAGCCAGACCCCUCCCACUGAUGCCAGGCUCCUCCAGCUGACCCUCAGCCCAGUUCCCUCUCCAACCCUCCAGACUCCAGAUACUAACCCCACGCUCUCCCCACCUGUCCCAUGACUCUCCCCUCUGACCUCAGAUCUGCCCACUGACCCCAGGAUCCUCCUGCCGUCUCCAGACCUUGCCACCAGCCUUACCAGCCUCCUGAGGACUCGGGCCCUCCCUCUCCUGCUUGCCUCGCCUACUCCCGAAGCUCCACACUGGUAGCUCAGGUUUCCCUCUUCCCUCCCCCGUUGUCACUGAGGCUCUGCCCUUUCCAGAUAAACUUCGUGUCAAGGACAAGGUGCUACUGGGCAGCCUGUGUCACCCGCUCACUGUCCUCAACCUCCCAAGACAGAAGCGGGGUUGAGAUACCCAAGGUUGAAGCUUGGGAUGGGUGGGCACUUGCUCAUGAUGCCACCUCUGAUGCCCUAAGCACUGAGGGUCAUGGACUCUCAGACAGAGCCCUCAAGGGGUCAUUGCAUCCAUCCCCUAG